Messenger RNA from Pestalotiopsis fici W106-1, 2541 nucleotides. RefSeq lists its product as uncharacterized. Gene Ontology annotation, cellular component: RZZ complex. Bases 1 to 2541 code for a protein of 846 amino acids. The transcript is spliced from 5 exons. The record is from RefSeq and is a predicted model, not a curated record. NCBI's taxonomy places the organism in Eukaryota, Fungi, Ascomycota, Sordariomycetes, Amphisphaeriales, Sporocadaceae. Gene Ontology annotation, biological process: mitotic spindle assembly checkpoint signaling; endoplasmic reticulum to Golgi vesicle-mediated transport.
AUGGCGAGCUCGGAUGGGGCUUCGGUCGGCCGGACACUCGUUGAGUUCGCUCUACAAGGGAGCUUUCCAGAGGAAGAUAUCUCUUCGCGCCAUGUCGGCGCACAGGAUUUCGGCUCAGCUUUGGAAUCUCUCGCGGUUGCCAAGUCAGAACUAGAGUCUGAAAUACACACUAUCAACGAGGAAACAUCGGCCGACGUGCAAUCAUGGGUAACCAACGCAAAGGCUGUAGAAGACGACAUUAGCCGCUCGCGAACCUUAGCCAACGAAAUCAUACGGCGGGCCGAGGCACCAGAAGUCUCUGGACAAACCAUAAGAGAAGCAGAGGACAAGGUCCAAUUCCUCCAGCGCGAGACGAUCUACAAUCGUCAGGUCUACGAGGCCCUGACGAGCAUUCAACGUGUCAAUCAACUUUUGGACCAAGUCGAGAGUAUGCGGAAUGAACGCAGAGUUCUUGAAUCUCUCCAUCUACUAGAGAAAUCUUGGUCUGCUAUAGAUGAAAUACCCGCCAGCAAGUCUUGUCGCGUUAUGAGGAUAUUGAAUAUGCGUGCCUUUGAGCUCAAAUCGGCCGUCCAUGAUGUCUUCAACCAUGUGUGGAAUUCUCUUGUUCAGGUCAAUGUGGAAAAGGGACAAAUUACAAUCCAGCAGACCCAACAAGGCGAGCCAAUGAACCUAGAUGAAGCCUUGGUUGGCCUCAAAGCAUACAAGGAGGUCAAUCAAAGGAUGGCUCUCCUAUGGCACGGUCUGGACGAUGCCAUUGUCGGCCCGCGAACUAAUCUCAAGAACUCUACAUUGCCAGCAAUCGAGAUUCAUGAUUCCUCGCUCCUUCUGAAGGGACAGGCAGACCGCAGUAUUGCUGCAUUGUUCUCUGAUUUAGAACAAAUCAUGGGUUACCUUUCGCACCGGCUUCCAGACGAGCUGGUACAAGCACUUUCUAAUGUAAUGAUGCCGGAUCUUGUUCCCCGCAUCAAAUCAGUGUGGCUUGCUUCCGUGGUUCCAGCAUCGCUCAAGGAGAUAGACGAGUUCCAAGCCGUACUUGGCACAGUGAGGGCGUUCUGUGUGUCUCUGGGGAAGUUGAAUUAUACUGGCUACGAAGAGCUUCAGGAUUGGAUUGACAGUGCACCACGAGUCUGGCUUACCAAACGCAGAGAAACAGCUCUCGAUACGGUGAGGGCGAAGCUGGCUGAUGGCCUUGGUGAUCCCAAGGAGGUAGAACGCGUAGAGACGCAGACAGUCUCGCGUGUGGAGGGCGCCAAGCUGGCGGCAAAUGGCGCUCCAGCUGCCACUGACGAUGACGAUUGGGGCGCUGCAUGGGACGAUGGCACCGAUAAUCAGGAGAAAGACUCGACUGAAAUUCCCCCGACGAAUGCUGGCCAGGACGGCAACGAUGAGGAUGAGGGAGCAGAUGCAUGGGGAUGGGGCGAUGACGAUGCUACAGAGGAGCAGUCAACAACGGCACCAGCGCCAACGUCUUCAGUCCCGCAGCCACCUACAGAUGACGAUGGAGAUGACUGGGGUGCUUGGGGAGACGACACAGCCGGACAAGCGCCAGUACAGCCGGCAUCUCAACAACCUAACUCUCAACCUCAAACUCGCGAGAUGACUCUGCGAGAAACUUACAAAAUCUCUGCAAUGCCCGAACCUGUUUUAGCCCUGAUAGCUGCGAUACUGGAGGAUGGAGCUUUCUUGGUCUGCUCGGAAGGCAAUCCAGUUGCAGCAGCAGCGGCUGGACUCUACGGUUUACCUACAUUUGUUCUUGCCAUGUUCCGGGCUGUCUCGCCGUACUACUACGCCCUUGAUGCAUCUGGAGGCGGUAAUAUGUUUCUGUACAACGAUGCGACUUACCUGUCUGAACGCCUAGCUGAAGCAACAGCUACCUGGAAAGCCCGUGAGGAUCUUUCAGCACGUGCCAUCAACAUGCUGCGGCUAGACAAUGACAUCAAAAUGCUAAAGUCGUUUGCUGCUCGUGCCUAUUCUACGGAGAUGACUACUCAACGAACAAUAGUACGAGACCUUUUGGGCGGCGUACAAAACGUUCUUCAGCAGGACGGGGAUGCCUCCGACCUGAUCAUGCAAGUUGAGGCAGCGACUUCGAGAAUCCGUAGCGUUGCCGCAAUAUGGUCAGACAUUCUAUCAAAUUCGGCCUGGUGUCAAGCUGUUGGCUCCUUAGUGGACAGUUUGGCGGGCAAAAUCAUAGCGGAUGUGCUGGACCUGUCUGCUAUUGGACAAGACGAAGCAUUCAAUAUUGCAAAUUUGAUUGCAAAAAUCACCGAACUGGACGAUUUAUUCCUUCCUCCCGGUUCCAGUAACAGUGGAGUGCCGACCACGAGUCAAUACGCAGAGAACUGGCUGCGCCUUAAAUUCUUGUCCGAGUUCCUGCAAAGCAACUUGAACGAAGUCAAGUACCUGUGGAUGGAGAGCGAUUUGAGUCUUUACUUUACGGUUGACGAGGUCAUUGAUUUAAUUGGCCUCAGCUUUGCAGACAGCCCAAGAACCCGGGAAAUUACUAGGGAGAUAACAAGUAAUCCUCAGCCAAGAUCAUAG